UCCUAGGUUGGCCUGGGGAGCUGAGCAGAGUCAUGGGUUCUCUGGUCCUGCAGCUGAGCGCUGUCCUCUGCCUGGUGGCUCACUCGGUUUCUGGCAGCCCCAUCAUGGGCCUUGAGCAGUCACCCCUGGAAGAAGACAUGCCUUUCUUUGAUGAUAUCUUCACAGAGCAAGAUGGUAUUGACUUUAACACACUGCUGCAAAGCAUGAAGGAUGAAUUUCUCAAGACACUGAACCUGUCGGACAUUCCCCUGCAGGACACAGCCAAAGUGGAUCCGCCAGAGUACAUGCUGGAACUCUACAACAAAUUCGCCACUGACCGGACCUCCAUGCCAUCAGCUAACAUCAUCCGGAGCUUCAAGAAUGAAGAUCUGUUUUCUCAACCGGUCAGUUUUAAUGGGCUCCGGAAAUACCCUCUCCUCUUCAAUGUGUCUAUCCCUCACCACGAAGAGGUCAUCAUGGCUGAACUCAGGUUGUAUACACUGGUGCAAAGAGAUCGUAUGAUGUAUGAUGGUGUGGACCGUAAGAUCACAAUUUUUGAAGUGCUAGAGAGUGUUGAAGGCUCCGAGGACGAAAGGAGCAUGCUGGUCUUAGUGUCAACAGAGAUCUACGGAACUAACAGUGAGUGGGAGACAUUUGAUGUCACAGAUGCCACCAGGCGUUGGCAGAAGUCAGGCCCCGGGACCCAUCAGCUGGAGAUCCACAUCGAGAGCACACAGAACCAAGCUGAGGACACCGGAAGGGGACAACUGGAGAUAGACAUCAGUGCCCAGAAUAAGCAUGACCCUCUGCUUGUCGUGUUCUCUGAUGACCAAAGCAAUGACAAGGAGCAGAAAGAGGAACUAAACGAAAUGAUCACUCAUGAGCAGGAUCUUGACCUGGACACCGAUGGUUUUUCCAGCGGGCCUGAUGAAGAGGCCUUGUUGCAGAUGAGGUCUAACAUGAUCGACGACUCUACUGCUCGAAUCAGAAGGAACGCCAAGGGCAAUUACUGCAAGAAGACUCCACUCUACAUCGACUUCAAGGAGAUCGGCUGGGAUUCCUGGAUCAUCGCGCCUCCUGGGUACGAAGCCUAUGAAUGCCGUGGUGUCUGCAACUACCCUCUGGCAGAGCACCUCACACCCACAAAACAUGCUAUUAUCCAGGCCUUAGUCCAUCUCAAGAAUUCCCAGAAAGCUUCCAAAGCCUGCUGUGUGCCCACGAAGCUGGAUCCCAUCUCCAUCCUCUAUUUAGAUAAAGGUGUUGUCACCUACAAGUUUAAAUAUGAAGGAAUGGCCGUGUCUGAAUGUGGCUGCAGAUAGGAGAGGAGUUGC
Molecule: messenger RNA, 1310 nt
Organism: Onychomys torridus (southern grasshopper mouse)
Lineage: Eukaryota; Metazoa; Chordata; Mammalia; Rodentia; Cricetidae
Gene: Bmp10
Product: bone morphogenetic protein 10
Exons: 2
Coding region: 33-1298 (421 amino acids)
Biological process (GO): SMAD protein signal transduction; BMP signaling pathway
Cellular component (GO): extracellular region
Molecular function (GO): cytokine activity; growth factor activity
Source: RefSeq, a predicted model, not a curated record